AAGAGAAGCAAAAGAUCAAAAAGUCCAAACGCCAUAGUCACCGCACCUUCACAUUCACGCUCACGCUUACGCUCACUUUCCCCGGAUUUUUUUUUCCUGCCGUCUUUUACAUUCGCUUUGCUCGUUCCGCAUUCACCUUCACUUUCCUCAUCGUCGCCAGAAAGCCGUGUCUUGGCAUAUCGCUGUCCUCACGUCAAAAUGGCAGCCUAUAGUACCUAUUCGCAGUCACUGCGACUUUUGUCGACAGAUCCCGUGACUCCCCUCCACUCCCCACACCACUCCGUCAACAGCUCUACUUCUUCUCGCACCCGUACUCCUCUCCAGCCCCUGACACUCCACCAAUAUCGCAAGCAGCAGAAUUCGCCAGCCCCCCAAUUGGCCACGCCGCCUGGCAAGACUCUUCGGCGGAGGCCAGCUACGCCUGCUCUCAACGACUUGGAGCGUACAUCCUCCGCUUCGUACACCCCGCUGUCUGCCUCUCGCCCAGCUGCGCGCCCACUACACGUCUCUUAUUCCGCCCAUCAACUGACCUAUCAGUCUCUUCCGCCUUCUCCCCCACCUUGCGGCGAAGAACAAACUCUGCUUGGCCAGCCAUUUCGAUCGCAAUCCGCUGAGCCAUAUAGCCAAGUCGGAUCGCGCCCUCAACUACAGCAUAGCGCGGAAAAGGUACGUAAGUUUAAGUCUAUCAAAAGGCUUCCAAAGCCUCCCGUUGCCAGCGGGUUCAGUGUUCCUUCCCCCCUCGCCAUCACCCCGACGCUUUUGCCCCAAUCGCCUGGAUACACGAGCUAUCUGAACGAAUUGCUUCACGACGAUAGUGAGCAUUCGCCCCCCGACAGCUCAAUUGACCCAUUACCUCGGCCACAGCUCGAUAGGAAACAUACUCCAGCGUACGCAGUGAACACGACAAGUUUCGUGACAGCCGGCCCAGAAACACCGCCUGCAACACCUGCGGUGAUACACUAUCGUGGAGCCUCAUUUGAUUUGGUCAAUCCUCACGACUCUCUAUGUCUUGCCAAUAUUGAAACACCAUCGCGCGACCUUGAUUCUACUGAUCAUCUGUCUCUGUCGUCAUACGACCAAUCGGCAAGCCCAGAGAUGGGUCCCAAGCGAGCUUUGUAUGGCGAUCUAUCGUCUGCUUACACUUCAAUCCGAACACGGCGUGGUGGCGAAGACAAUCCUACCGCACAGGCGCUGGACUUUCCAAUGCCUCCUGCUCCAGCGGCACGACUCCCGGAAACACCUACCUCCCCCGAUUCCUACGCGCCGCUGCAUAGUCCCGAUUCGCACUAUGGCUUGUCACCCUUUCCUUCCCAACAAUCGCCCCAGCAAACUCCUACCGAGAGUAGAUUCUCUCUGAAGCAGCUCACGAGGAGUCUUACAAAGAAACUGGGCAAGACUUCGCAAACUGUGCACGAAGAAGAACUUCAAGACAUGUCACAUGCCAGGUCCCGUAUCGGUCUAGCUUCUCCCGCAUUCGAAGGCUCUUUUCCCCGCUCACUAGAUGAAACCUAUCGCCAAGUGGACGCUGAGGCCGAUGCGAGUCAACUAAAAUCUAUGGUUCCUGAUGAGCAGUCUGCUCAAAUCACGCCAGGAACUGGCCUAAGUAUACCGACCACAGCUGAGAGCACGUCUGCGGGAGAGCACUACGAUGAUUUAAGGUCCCUAUAUCCCACCUCAUCAAUUUACAGCGAUUCCCGUCCACAGUCAUUUCAACCAAGUCUUGCGGGGAACAGACAAAGCCAUGUCUAUGCACGUUUGAAGGGAAACUCGGGUGACAUGGCGGAUCAAUAUCGGUCUCACACUGCAUCUUUAGCGUCACCUUACACCAUCCAGCAGCCGUUGGAGCCUCUGCAAUUGCCACGUCAAAGAAAGACGGACACAAUUGGACGACUCAUCGACCAAUAUCAGGGAGAAGGAAAUCCUUACCCUCCUCCAUUGGCAUCGAGAAGGCCCACUUUGAGGCCCACCCGAGAAGAAUUGGAUCAGAGCAUGGCUGACGCCACGAUGCCCUCUGCUGAAGCGGGUCGGGCGACGCGCUUCUCCACUGGACAGGGCUCAUUGGAUCCAUUCAAGUAUGAUACGCUUCUGGGCACUUCCCCUUACAUUGAUGCUUCAGAUACUGUGUCGGGCGUGUCCUCGUAUGGCGAUACUCGGCACCUGUUGCAGCUCUCCAAUCCAUUGCUCGAGGGACCGUCGCAUCAACGAACCCUCGAUCCUUCUUCAUCUUAUUCUCAACCCGAAGAGCAGAUUCCAUCUCCGACUACGCCACAAGCAGCUCUGGAUCAAGCCGAUCGCAUCUUUGAGCAAUCUACCCCACAAGAUGUUCUUGAGCAGGCCGACAAGAUUUUCGGCAAUGUGCCCCCAGAGGAAGCGCAGGAACAGGAGGAUGCCGAGGAGGCGAUUCCCCCCAUGUGGGCUAGGAGGACUUCGGUCAAUAUUCAUCAAAGCAGUAAUCCGUUUGUUUCGGAUCCCGUCGACGAAACCGAUUUGGGGCUAUUAGAAGGCGAAGAUCAGGAUUGGGAAACUGUUCGGAAUAGCAGCCAGACUCAACCUAGUGGCAGGGUGAGCUUAGGUGAAAGUACGGCGGACUACAGUGACGCGGAGAGUCAAUUCAGCCGUGACAGCAAGGGCUUCCGGUCGAAUCCGGCACUGUCAGAAUUCAGGCCUGCACCUUUAUACGCUACAAGCGCUUCGAGCUCACGGCAAUAUGCACACCAAGUGCCGGCUACCUCUCAACAAUCGGCUAUCAGCCCUCUCCGGGCUCCAAGCAGUCCUCCUCCUUCUAGUCCCUUCCCAGCUCGACCAGGAGCGAAUUUGCGAGGCACCACGCUUGCGACUGGAUCUCCCCAAGGCCCUUACACGCCGUGGGUCAACCGUGGACAAUUCAGCGACAAGGAAACGCAGGAACUACUUGCUUCUGGACCCAACGAUGAGAUCAUCUACAACGACAGUGAUCGAGAGGCUAGCGAAAAUCGCGAGAGCUCACUCAACGCUUCGAGCACCUUGCGCAUGCCAACCUAUCACGAACGAGCAAAUACUGCUGGGAGUCCCCUUACCCGUGUAAUGCAGACUAGUUCCUCUGGUAGCACGCCACGGUCUAAGACCACUCGAUUGCAUUCAGAGAGGCCCAGCCACGAUGCAUUCGGCAAUAGUCCACAACAGACUCGGCUUUCUCGCAUCCAGCAGCGUACGUUGCAGCAGGCUGUACUCCAGAGGCUUGCGAGCGAAAAAGGAAAACAGCGGUCUUCUGAGCAGUUCUACGCGGGCACGGAACCGGGAUACACUUCUAGCGCGACUCGAGUCCGGCCGGGUCAUGCAGGAAUCAGUCCGUAUGUUGAUUCAGCAGGAUCUCAAGCGUCUGCCUAUGCGACCAAUGAUUCGCCUUUGGAUGAAAUCAGUGUCAUUAGGGACCCCCGUCGACAUGGAAGUCGCGCAACAGCGACAGUAACACCAGGGCCAUCUUCCGGACAAUCACCGCCAGGACUGGCAGCCGUCACCGGCCAGAGAGGGUUGCUGCCAAUGAUGCUCACUCCUACUCAUGCCCGCAGUGCAAGGUCUAAUCGAAAUACGUUGGGUUCCUAUACGACUCAUACUGUGACCAGCGGAAGACCGUCUACAGGAAGACCGUCCACGGGACGCCCGUCUACAGGACGUCCGUCGACUGCCAACACAGAGACACCACUGUACCCGCAGAACAGCCAGCACACUGAGCACGCAUUCAUCGCACACGAGGACACCCCCCACUUGCUCCGCCCAGAGCGUGCCAUGGCUCCAGAGGAUGAAAAAGAUAAGGUUCUCACGUCGUGGCUGCUCUUCGGAGCAUUCUGCUUGCUGCCCCCUUUGCUUCCCCUCUAUCGCCACCGGGCGGACUUUAUGGUAACGAGCGUCACCCAGGGCCGCGUUAGAUAUGCUGCAGACGCACCAAAGAAAUACGCCUUCAAAGUCGCCAUCAUCCUGAACAUUGGAAUCAUAAUCUGCAUUGUUUUGCCGAUUGUGGUCGCGCACGCUCACGGUACUCUAUGAGAGAAGGCGUUGUGGCACCCGUGGCUAGCCUCAACUUUUCUCUUUGACGUUCUUCUCUAUUUUCAAACAGUCAUUGGUAUUGGGAUUUGAAUACAACCCAAAAACAUGACGUAAAUCUAAUUACAGGGUCGAGAAGACAAUUUUUCUGGAAGAACCCAUUGGUCCGGAAUAAAGGUUGCCGUUGGUCUUUUGGCAGAGCACAUUCUCUGAAGAUGCUCGUCAACGAAGAUCUUAUUUCCUUUGUCAUUCAGUCUUGCAUUGCGAUGGAGUUUUGAUGCAUAAAAGGGGGAAUCACGACGGAAAAUGCAAGGUUGGAACAGGCUUGACGGCAGAAAUUGACCAUAAAGGACUGGAGAAACCGAGUCGGAGGAGAUUUUUUCCCAAAACUGAUUUGGUGCUCUUUUGCCCCUUCGGCUUCACUGCCGAAUCCUGCUUUUUUUUUUCUUUUCUGCACAAAUCUGCGUGCUUCUGAUUUCACAUUCCUGCCCCUCUCCCCUUUCUCCUUUUCUAAUGACUGCAUGAUAUGGUUCCGGCUACCAUGACUGCCUUUGGUGGUCGGUGGAGGGAGCGCCCAACC
Messenger RNA from Periconia digitata, 4600 nucleotides. Lineage: Eukaryota; Fungi; Ascomycota; Dothideomycetes; Pleosporales; Periconiaceae. The record is from the annotation of a GenBank genome assembly.